This is a messenger RNA of Neltuma alba, 1480 nucleotides long. RefSeq lists its product as uncharacterized. Bases 300 to 1334 code for a protein of 344 amino acids. The record is from RefSeq and is a predicted model, not a curated record. NCBI's taxonomy places the organism in Eukaryota, Viridiplantae, Streptophyta, Magnoliopsida, Fabales, Fabaceae. The transcript has 2 exons.
GAGAAUCACCGAGGGAACACGGAAUCCCUCAUGCCUCCUGAGUGCUGAGAGCCUCUGAUUUCCUGCGCGCGCAAGAACGAAGCUUCGAGACUCUGCUUUGUUGAAUUCGAAUUCGCUCGCUGUGUCUGCAUCCCUCGUCUCGGGUUGUCCCCAAGAUGAACUAAAGUCCUUCACGAUAAUUUAUUCUUUGUGGGUUUGAUUUUGAGGUUACCAGAGUUUUGAAUCAAAACCCUAGUGGAAGUGCAUCAUCAGUGUCUUCAUUGGGUUUCCUGUACAUUGUAGGACAUAAAGGAUACCUAAUGAAUCUGUUAAUUCCUAAUCUUCCACAACAGCUUAAUUUCUCUGGAUCUUUGUCAAGUUCAGGCUGUCUUUCCCUCCAUGAAAAGCUUUCUCAUCUUUCCCUUUCUCACUCUCCCAUUGUUACACCCAAAAGGACAGUCAUUCGUAUGGGUGGGGGACCUAGGACUUACCCAGGAGGUGUGUCAAAAUGGCAGUGGAAGAGAAUGCAGGCCAAGAAAGCCAAACAGCUGCUAAAGGCCCGGCUAUGCCGUGAGCGACAGAUAUAUGAAAUGCGCAAGAGGGCAGAGCUGAAAGCUGCGGUUUCUGAGCUUGAGAGACCAUGGGAGGUUGUUGAGAGAGCCCCGACCUUAUUUUCAGUUAAAGCAGAUGAACAAUUGAAGGUGUUGGCUGAUAGGUUUCAGAAACCUGGUGGGUUUGAUAUGUGGUCUGAGAGAGAUGGACCGCAACUGUUUGAAACCCCGGAUGAGUUGCCUUCUGCAAGAUUUUUUCCCAAAGGGGUUGUCCACAGCAUUAGACCUUACAGGAGAAUCAGCGAUUCAGAGUUAGAUCAUAUUGAAGGGGGUUCAGAAUCAGAAGCUGACGAGGAUGUUUCAGGUAAUGAGGUGAGCAAGAUAACACACAGAUCAUCCAGAAGAAAAUUUAGAGGUAGGUCCUCUGGAGGAGGGGAGACUGAGGGAGGGGACUUAUCGGAUCAGGAAAAUGGACCAUAUUCUGGGAACUCUUCUUCAAUUAACUCAGUGGAGUCUUUGACCAAUAAGAGGCUUAAUGGAAAAUUGAGGAAGAAGGGGAAUAGAAGAAAGAAUUUUUCUAGGAAUCUAGAUGGUUCAAAUGGAUAUCUGGGGAGAGUUGAGUCUGAAAGGAAACAGAGAGGGAAUAGUUCCUAUCCACAUCGUCGUAGUGGCUACUAUAAGAGGGUGACUUCACCCUAUGCUUCACCAGAGCAUGAAGAUGCAGAGUCUGAAGUUUAUGAUAUGAGUUUGCAACGAGAUGGGAGUUAUGGGUUUACGCAGAGUGGUGCAUCUCACCCAAAUUAGGGGAAAGAAGCUUCAUUAUCAAUCCAUACAUUCUAAGUUAGAGAUGAGUUUUGAUCUGGCAAAUGGGUUGUAUAAGGAAAAUGUACCCUUUGUUAAUGAAAAUGUAUUACUUUUUUUUUUUUUAAAUAAUGUUUUUAGUUUGGUUA